AUGACAGAUAUUAAUGAUGAACUGCGGAGGAAGAAUGAAAGAAAUGAUAAAAUCCUUAUUCGUGAUAGCGGUUAUUUGAAUGUACCAGCAUACUGUACAUCAAAUCAAUCAGCAUAUGCUCACUAUUAUGUGGAUAAUCCCAAAGUUCAUGCCUAUAAUAUUGCUCAGCCAUCAUGGUGGACUUGUCGUUGGGAAAGGUUUAAUUUUUGGGCUGCUGGUUUGGUAUUAAAAUUGGUACCAUGUUUAAUGUUGACAAUAUUUAUGACAUUAUUGGUACGUAUGCUAAUUGAAGCUCGUGAACGACGAACUCGCUUAUGUCAUGGUCAAACAGGUGGUAAAUCUCAAGCGGAACGUACCACUACAAUGUUAACAGCAAUUGUUGCUGUCUUCUUGGUUACAGAAUUACCACAAGGAAUCCUUGUUUUUGCUAUAGGUUUAAAACCAGGUAUUCGAUACGCAAUGCAAUAUCUUGGUGAUUUUAUUGAUGUACUAUCACUGAUUAAUAGCAGCUUCAAUUUCUUAUUAUGUGCCUUAAUGAGUAAUGUAUUUAGGCAAGUUUUCAAAACAUUUUAA
Messenger RNA from Loa loa (African eye worm), 573 nucleotides. RefSeq lists its product as hypothetical. The record is from RefSeq and is a predicted model, not a curated record. Bases 1 to 573 code for a protein of 190 amino acids. The transcript is spliced from 4 exons. Gene Ontology annotation, molecular function: G protein-coupled peptide receptor activity. Lineage: Eukaryota; Metazoa; Nematoda; Chromadorea; Rhabditida; Onchocercidae. Gene Ontology annotation, cellular component: membrane.